Messenger RNA from Anopheles funestus (African malaria mosquito), 3573 nucleotides. RefSeq names its product vacuolar protein sorting-associated protein 16 homolog (gene Vps16A). The record is from RefSeq and is a predicted model, not a curated record. Bases 403 to 2910 code for a protein of 835 amino acids. Gene Ontology annotation, biological process: endosomal transport; vacuole fusion, non-autophagic; intracellular protein transport. Gene Ontology annotation, molecular function: actin binding. The transcript is spliced from 8 exons. Gene Ontology annotation, cellular component: lysosomal membrane; cytoplasm; endosome. Lineage: Eukaryota; Metazoa; Arthropoda; Insecta; Diptera; Culicidae.
ACAGUUGAAACUGUCAACAGACAAAUGGCAGAUCCUGCAUGUGGACCGUUUACACGAAACAUCCAGUAUGUGUAAACUUGGAGAAGAACAGCAGUUCUUUAUGCAGUUUUUUUUAAGAACAACAGUUCUCGCUAUGAGUUAAUAUCCUAAACAAUUUUUGUGCAAAGAGAAACAUAAUUUAGUAGUGAAUUUAUAUAAAACAAAUAUUUGUAUAAAGUUUUAUGGUUGUGUGGUCCGUGCAUUUGUGAUGAAAAUAUACAACAGAUGACAGAUCCAGCUGGGAGGCUUUGUUGUGUUGUGAAUCAGCUCUUCCCAGAUUGAUAAGAAUUAGAACAUCUUCAGAGCUGCUAGGAGUUUAAUAAGUUCCUGUAGAUAUUGUGGAGAGUUGUGUACAGUUUGAAAAUGUCGCUGCUAUGCAAUACUGGUGAUUGGUUUACAUUAGGACAGGGAAAUGCCUUCAGGAAAAUGGAAAUUUACAAUAUGGAAUGGCCUGCGAGUAUUAAUCUGGAAAACAUGGUGAUUCAUGCGGCUCCCUACGGAGGCCCGAUUGCUGUCGUCAAAGAUCCAAAGCUGUUUAUCAAAUUAGAUGGUGGCACUAGCACUAGACCCAUUAUUAGAGUGUUUAAUUGUGUCGGCAAACUAAUAUCAUCAAUCAAUUGGGAUUGCGGUAAUCUCGUCGCUCUGGGCUGGUCUGACUCGGAAGAAUUGAUUGGCGUGCAGGAUGACGGUACCAUCUUCAUACACGACAUGUUUGGAAACUUUGUGCACAAGUUCAGCGUUGGCAAGGAUGUAACGGAUGUGGCGGAUGCAAAAAUAUUCACCUCCGCGUCCGGCACGGGUGUGGCUGUCAUGACAUCGGGUUUUAAAAUUUACAUCCUGAACAACAUUAAGGAUCCGAAAUCACGCCCGCUGUCUGAGCUACUGAAUCUUACAAGUAACCUUACGUGCUGGGAAAUGGUAUGCAAAGAUCGAACCACGAGCUGUUUGCUAGCUGUUGGGAAUGAAAUUACCAUCGUCCGUCACGGGGACAAUGUUUUCACCAACCACACACUAACGAUGAGGAACGACUUUCAGUCGAUAAGCUUGCUGUCCGUUUCGUUUGACCACGAACAUGUCGCUUUGCUUACCAAUACCGGCUGCCUGUGGAUGGGUUCGUGGGAUCUGAAGCACAAAUAUUGUGAGUUUGUAACGGGCCGGCAGGAAAAAGCGAACCAGCUUGUUUGGUGUAUCGACGGUAGCACGAAGUACGAAUCGCAGGCGGUAAUUGUGAGCUACAUGAACCUGAUACUGAUCGUUGGUGCGACUGGUGAGUCGAGCGUGUACACGUACGACUCACCGAUGACGCUCAUCCCGGAGAUGGACUGUGUGCGAGUGCUGACGAACUACUAUCAUGAGCUCGUUCAGAAGGUACCGCCCAGCACGAGCAAAAUAUUCGGCAUCAACAUCUCCGAACCGGCGAGUUUUCUGUUCGAGGCCCAUCGAAAGUUCCAGGACCGCAGUCAUCAGUCGGAUGAGUAUUUGUGCUUGAUCCAGAACAAGCUACCGGCAGCGGUCGCGGACUGUAUAGAGGCGGCCGGUCAUGAGUUCGAUCCCAACACGCAGAAAAGUCUCAUCCGGGCGGCAUACUUUGGCAAAAGCUUCAUCUCGGGAUACAACUGCACCGAUUACAUUACGAUGUGCAAAACGCUAAAGGUACUGAACGUGUUGCGUGACCGUAACGUUGGCAUUCCGAUCACCAUUCAGCAAUUCAAUCAUCUACAACCGGUUGUUAUUUUGGAUCGUUUAGUAUUUCGAAAGUACUACGGUUUAUCCAUUCACAUUGCAAAAUAUUUGAAGCUACAGGAAACCCGCAUUUUAGAGCAUUGGGCGUUCCAGAAAAUAAUCCACGAUAAAAACGACGAUGAGGUAGCACGUAAAAUAGCAGCAAAAUUUUCCAGUGCCGAUCUCCGGGAACCGAUGUCGUACGCUAACGUGGCAGAUAAAGCGCAACAGAUCGGUAAAACUAAGCUUGCUAUUACGCUACUCGAACUGGAGACGAAAAAGAAGCUACAGGUACCGUUACUGCUGAAGCUUGGCGCAAGCGAGAAAGCACUAAUCGCCGCCACCCAGUCCGGUGAUAUCGAUCUCAUCUAUAUGGCGAUACUGGAGAUGAAAAAUACGUCCGCACUGGCCAAGUUCCACAUGACAAUCCGGCGCUACCCGUUGGCACAAAAUCUGUACAAAAAGUACUGCCAGCUGAACAGUCUGUCCACGCUAAAGGACAUACAUUCGCAGGAGGAUGAUUUUCUGUCGCAGGCGGAACUGGCGCUACGGGAAGCACUGCAGGUCGGUAAUCUGGACGCAUCGAUACCGGACAUUAGUGGCAACUAUCGAAAGGCGGGCAAAGCGAUCGAGGCCGAUUUGGCGGAUGAAACGAAGAAGCUGAUCCGGCACCAGAAGCUGUUGCAGGACAAGUAUCAGAAGGAUUUCUUCGGGCUGGCGUUACACGCGAUGGUUCGCAAGUUGCUACAGCUCGGCGAUCAGCGGUACGCCGAAAAGCUAAAGAGCGAAUUUAAGAUGUCCGACCGGCGGUACUGGUGGGUACGGGUGCAAACGUACGCCGACAACUACCAAUGGGACGAGCUGGAGAAGUUUUCCAAAGCGAAGAAAAGUGUGAUCGGAUACGAACCGUUCGUCGAGGUGUGCCUGUCGAAGAUGAACGUAACGGAGGCGAAAAAAUAUUUGCCACGGUGUAGCGAGGAAAACAAACUGAAAUGGUAUUUGCGAGCCAGUUGCUAUGCUGAUGCAGCUACCAUUGCGUUUAUGCAGAAGGACAUCGAUAGUCUGCUGAAAAUACACGACCACUGCAAUGAUUCCGCCCUGAUGGCAACGGUCGAAAACAUGAUCGGGCAAUUAUCGAGCAAGAAAUGAUUGGUGAAAAUAAGAAGGCAAAGGAAAGAGCAGUGUUGCUGAAAAUCGUGUUGCUAAAUAACGGGCGUUACAGCAAUAGGAAGAAGUACGAUUUCGUUUACUAUAUGGUUGACGCUAAAGAUGAAUACAAUUUAUUACAGUAUAUUACAGUAUAAAAAAAAUCCUUUUACAAAUUAUGGCAAAAAUAGGAAGCUAGAGCAUCGUUUUUUUUACGUGGAAGAAAUAAGAAUACAACUGUGAUUGUGUAGCUUGAACUUUACUAUACGCCCCCUUAAAGUGUUAUCAGCCAUUGAAUUAUUUCUGUCCUUUAUUUGCCCUUCUAAAUUUUAUUUAAUGCGUCAAAAGAUGAAAGAUUAAAAUAUAAUAAUGGAUGUGAGAAAUUUUUUUUAUUAAAAAGUAAUGCGUUUUGAUUGUACAAAACGAGUUGCAAACAAAAUCCAUUGCUGAUCGUUUGAGGUUAAAUCAUGAAAGUUUCGGUGGAGACGCCCAGUAUAUUGUGGAUGUAGGCAUUAAUAUGGAUGUAAUUUUUCCUUUUUACAGUUCAAUAAACUUGAAAGCGAAGAACAUUUUGUAACUUUCUUUAUUCUAAGCAUGUAAUGCAAAAUUAAAAAAUAAAAUAAAAUAAGCAAGGACAAUGCUUCAAUGCGGUGGAGACGCCCAGUA